CACGUGGCGAUCGGUAAGCGAUUUAACCUUAGUCCAGCUCAUCAUCGACUCAUCUUCAACGAUGACGAGCAAACUGCCGUUCGAAAUUGCCACUACGAGCGUAGGGGACCUACCUACUCCAGAACCGGACUCGCCUUAUCGACCCCGCCGGCCAUACCGAUUUUCUACGCUCUGCGCAACGGUGGAGAACCCAGGUCUAAAAGAUCAAUACGGGUCAUCGUCAGUGCCAAUAUACCAGACAGCAACGUUCAAGGGUAUUGGUGGGGAAUAUGACUAUUCUAGAAGUGGGAACCCCACUAGGAGUCAUUUAGAGCACCACAUUGCUAAGAUUUCUUCUGCUGCUCAUGGCUUCGCGGUGUCAUCCGGGAUGGCAGCAUUGGACACCAUCCUGCGGCUGUUGAAACCCGGAGAUGCAAUCGUUGCUGGCGACGACUUAUACGGCGGUACCAAUCGUCUCCUUGCUUACCUCCGUACCCACGCUGGAAUCACCGUGCAUCACGCCGACACCACUAAGCCUGAUACCCUUAUUCCACUACUGAAAACGGAGAACAAUGUUGCAAUGGUUCUCCUCGAAUCGCCUACUAACCCCCUGCUCAAAAUUGUUGACAUUGCAACCAUCGCGAAGGAGGUAAAGGAACGGGUUCCGGCCGCACUUGUAGUGGUAGAUAAUACGAUGAUGAGCCCAUUUCUACAAAGGCCACUCGAACAUGGCGCAGACAUUGUGUACGACAGCGCAACCAAGUAUCUCAGCGGUCACCACGAUCUCAUGGCCGGUAUCAUUACCUGUAACAGGGAUGAUGUUGCAAAACAAAUAGCGUUUAUCAUUAACGCUACUGGAAAUGGACUCACACCUUUUGACUCCUUCCUUCUCCUGCGUGGAUCCAAAACGCUAGCUAUUCGUUUAAACCAACAAUCUUCCACUUCCAUGCUCGUUGCUCGCUACCUCCAUUCACUCGGCUUCCCUACAUUUUAUCCCGGUUUACCUGACCAUCCCAAUAGAGAAAUGCAUGAACGCAUUUCCAGUGGUUACGGCGCUGUCCUCAGCUUCGCGACUGGAAGUAGAGAUAUCAGCGAGCGCAUCGUUGCUGCAACCAGAUUGUGGUCCGUCAGUGUCAGUUUCGGAUGUGUGAAUUCCCUCAUUAGCAUGCCUUGUGCUAUGUCGCACGCCUCUAUACCACCUGCGACUCGUGCUGCGCGGGGGCUUCCAGAAGACUUAAUCCGCCUUUGCGUUGGCAUUGAAGACUCCGCAGAUCUCCUCGACGACCUAGAACGCGCCUUGAUCGACGCAGGAGCUAUCCGAAGAACAGCUGCCGGCCUUGUGCGUGUACAGACGUCGAUCGGAGAGGCUGUCCAGAAACUGGCAGAAAAGGAAGCAGCGAAGGACGAGAUUCCGCCGCAUGAAAAGCCGUGGGUAGUAUCUGCCCCUGGCAAGGUUAUCCUGUUCGGAGAGCAUGCAGUUGUUUAUGGAGUCCCUGCCCUAGCAGCCUCAUUGUCCCUGCGGUGUUAUGCUAUUUCUACCCCAAGAGCAGACGAUACCCUUGGCGUUCACUUCCUUGAUAUUGACGUCGGCCAACCUGAUGGCUUCAAAUAUGAAUGGGACUUGUCAGAAUUACCCUGGGAUGCUGUUCCUUCUCAACCUUCAUCAGGGGAGGGAGAGGUUGCAUUAAAUCACCAAUUUCUUGACACAAUAACAUCCCAAGUUCUUACUGACAUCUCGAACGCACACGCGCGCCAGGCAAGCCUGGCGUUUUUGUAUUUGUAUAUGGUUCUUGCGGCCCACUCGGGUCAAAGGCCCGCACUUACUCUCGCAGCCCGAGCCACACUUCCUGUAGGCGCUGGGCUUGGGUCCUCAGCAUCCUUUUCUGUGUGCACUUCUACAUCUCUCUUGUUUGUAUUCGGACGUAUCCGCGUCCCUUCGCAAUCCUUGCCAGUCACGCCCAGUACCUCAUCCGCGUCAUCAUCCUCUUCAGCACCAACUUCUAAGCUUCCAGAUACCCUUGCGCAGUGCGUAAAUAGAUAUGCAUUCCUUUUGGAAAAGAUCCUGCACGGGACACCGAGUGGCGUGGAUAACUCGGUUGCGGUAUUUGGUGGUGGUCUCCAAUACACAAAGGGCCAAGGGGGAGGACUAGAAGCCAUUGAUGGAUUCAAAGCUUUGCGAUUCUUGUUAACAGACACACGCGUCCCUCGGAAUACGCGCUCUCUUGUCGCUGGUGUUGCUGAGCGUCUGGCCAAGGAUCCUAACGGAGUGGGUGCAAUCCUCGAGCAAAUUAGGGAAGUUGUUGGGCGUGCUAGGCGUACCCUUGGCGAGGAAGGGGAUGGAACUGCGGUGCUCGCCGAUCUCAUCGAUGAAAAUCAUGCACACUUGGUCGACCUUGGCGUCUCACACCCCAGCCUAGAGGAUGUGCGAGAUGUGACUAGGACAUAUGGGCUCGCCACAAAGUUGACCGGUGCAGGAGGCGGCGGGUGUGCGGUCACGCUUGUGCCGGAUGACUUCUCUGAGUCGUCUCUCUCAUCGGUAAUAACCACCCUUCGAGAGAAGGGAUAUGUCCCGUACCUUACCCAGGUCGGAGGUCCUGGACUCGGAGUACUCGUUUCCCAGGGGUCGUUUGCACUUCCCAUGACUCCCCCCGAGCCACCCGCCUGUGGAAUUGAGAACAGUGAUGGGCUAAGCGAGGGGGCGCUGACAGGCCUGUUCGCGCAACAGUCCAAACCGGAGUUGGGUUCCUGGAUCGAUAGCCUAGGCAAUUGGGCUUUUGUCUGAGGGAAAGGUCACCAAACACCAGUCGAUCGAUUGAGCUUGAUAGCGAUCGUCGUCGGGACCGUAGUGGACUUUUAUUGUCUAUCAUUUCGCAAUAUGAAAAUUCCGAGGUAUCGUUCUGUUGUUG
Molecule: messenger RNA, 2885 nt
Organism: Pisolithus orientalis
Lineage: Eukaryota; Fungi; Basidiomycota; Agaricomycetes; Boletales; Pisolithaceae
Product: Cys/Met metabolism PLP-dependent enzyme-domain-containing protein
Exons: 9
Coding region: 62-2761 (899 amino acids)
Biological process (GO): transsulfuration; 'de novo' L-methionine biosynthetic process; isoprenoid biosynthetic process
Cellular component (GO): cytoplasm
Molecular function (GO): ATP binding; mevalonate kinase activity; pyridoxal phosphate binding
Source: RefSeq, a predicted model, not a curated record